AACUCUAAUAAAAGUAAAAAACCAUUGAACUCUUGCACUUCAUCUUAAGUUCUUCGCUUCCUUUCGUGCUGUUAACCAUACUAAAAAAUUCACCACAUAACUGUAAACUGUGCCGUCAAAAGUGUUCUGAAGUGAUUGCAGCUCACCGUUGAUUUGAUUGGAAUAUCGUUUUAUUUAUAUGCUCACAAACUGCACGUUUAAAUUUAACGAUGAUGGCGAGCUAGUGUUGGUCAGCGUUGCCGAUUGGGGCGGCCGAGAGUCGACUGAGCCUCUGGAAACCCUCAAUUUGCCCGUGGAUCGUGUGAUCAUUGCGCACACUGACACCGAGGGUUGUGCAUCGACGGAUGGCUGUUCCUAUCGAGCACGGUUUAUACAAGCCUAUCACAUAGAUACCUUGAGAUGGGGUCAAGUGGGCUACAAUUUUAUGAUCGGUGGCGAUGGACACGUCUACGUGGGUCGCGGCUGGGAUUACGUUGGUGCUCACACCAUUGGCUCGAACCGUAUUAGCAUUGCUAUCGCCUUCAUUGGCAACUACAAUAAGAUUGAACCCACUCAAGAGCAGGUCAAAGCUUGCCUCCUACUCAUUGCGGAGGGUGUGCGACUCAAGAAACUCAGCUCGGACUACAAGAUCUUUGGGCAUCGACAGCUGUUGGCAAGCGAAAGCCCUGGCGAUAAGCUGUACAAUAUUAUUAAAACCUGGCCACACUUUGCCAGUCGCUUUUGAACUGUAUCCAAAUGUAUUCUCAACUGAAUAAACACAAAUGUUGAAAAAUGAAUAAAAUGAAAUUAUAUGAUAAUUUUCGAAUAAUACACAGAGAGAUAGGUUGGAAUUUAAAUGAAACGAUUCGUUGGCUAAAGCUUAGAACUAAAAUCGGGUUUCUAUAUUUACUUUUUUUAUCAGAAUUGGCCUGACUUAUUAUUUUGUAUUCAUAUGAAAUUUAUUGCAAUA
Messenger RNA from Drosophila nasuta, 949 nucleotides. Its product is annotated as peptidoglycan-recognition protein LF-like. The coding region runs from base 179 to 724 and encodes 181 amino acids. NCBI's taxonomy places the organism in Eukaryota, Metazoa, Arthropoda, Insecta, Diptera, Drosophilidae. The record is from RefSeq and is a predicted model, not a curated record. Gene Ontology annotation, biological process: peptidoglycan catabolic process. Gene Ontology annotation, molecular function: zinc ion binding; N-acetylmuramoyl-L-alanine amidase activity. The transcript is spliced from 3 exons.